AUGUCCAGCCCGCUUCUUUGCGCUGGUCCCGGCCGUGCCCCCGGCGAGCGCAUCGUCGCCCUCAACGCCACCGUCUACGAGUUCAACCCCUUUGAGCUCGGCCCGCGUCGCAUCAUCUUCGGAAGGGUCGCCGGUAUAAAAUAUCUUAUACUUAUAAUUGAAUACCUCGACCUUUCAGUGGUUGGGAGAACCUGGAUUUUCUUCCGAGUCGCCCUCUUAUACGAGCUUCCAAACGGUACCGCUGCGCCAGUCGACCGCCACUUGUGCUGCAUACUAGGCCAUGAGCUCGAUCCCUCAUUUGUCUAUCUCAAGCCUCUCCGUUAUGCCUAA
Molecule: messenger RNA, 330 nt
Organism: Verticillium dahliae VdLs.17
Lineage: Eukaryota; Fungi; Ascomycota; Sordariomycetes; Glomerellales; Plectosphaerellaceae
Exons: 4
Coding region: 1-330 (109 amino acids)
Source: RefSeq, a predicted model, not a curated record